AUCGACAGAGGGGAUUACGCGAAAAAGCAUCCUGGCCAAUUUUGAUGCGACGAGCUCCUCCUCCUCCACCAACAUCAACUGUCCGGAUACUCACGAGAUGCAGCCGACACGGGCUCUACUGAAAGGCCGAUCCGUGUGGAAAGGACCUCACAUCGUGCCCCUGCCCAUCGCCCGCCCCGCGCCCGGCGAGAAGAUCAAGUCCAUCCGGACGCAGGCCCGCGCCGCCACCAUCCUGCCCAGCUUCGUCGGCCUCAAGUUCCACGUCCACAACGGCAAGGACUACAACGAGGUCGAGAUCACCGAGGACAUGGUCGGCCACAAGCUCGGAGAGUUCGCCCCGACGAGAAAACCGUUCGUCUGGGCGAAGCAGUAGACGAUCCGAUGACGAGUCGAGACGAGACGAGACGCGAUGCGGACACGCCUCGGGCGUUCUAGGUGAUGGGAAGAACGGGACGAGAUGCAUACACAAUGCGCGUUGCGAUGUGGCUUAGAGA
This is a messenger RNA of Durotheca rogersii, 494 nucleotides long. Its product is annotated as ribosomal protein S19/S15. The record is from RefSeq and is a predicted model, not a curated record. Lineage: Eukaryota; Fungi; Ascomycota; Sordariomycetes; Xylariales; Xylariaceae. Bases 98 to 373 code for a protein of 91 amino acids. Gene Ontology annotation, biological process: translation; ribosomal small subunit assembly. The transcript is spliced from 5 exons. Gene Ontology annotation, molecular function: RNA binding; structural constituent of ribosome. Gene Ontology annotation, cellular component: ribosome; cytosolic small ribosomal subunit.